AUGAAUUUUGAUGCCCCUGUUUCUGAAUUAAUAGCAAAAAUAGGGGAGAUGCAAGCAGAAAAGAUUCGUUUAGAAGGUGAGUACGAGUCAAUGAAAUUACAAUUUGAUCGAGAUAUAAAACAAUAUAAAGAUAAAGUAUUUUCAGCAAGAAAGAAAUUAAAGGAAGUUCAAUUCGAGGCCGAUUUGUCCGAAACACAAAUUGUAUAUAAAAAACCUAUUCGGCAACAUCAAUUUAACGUAUUUGAUAGAGAAAUUAAAAUCGAAAAUUCUAAAACAACAGCAGCUUUGCAAGCGGCUCAACAAGAUUACGAAUUAACAUCGAAAUCUCUUCAAGAUGAAAUAAAAUCUCUAUUAAAUCAAGCAAAAAAGAAGAAGAAAACACUCGAUACGUUAAUUUCCAAUAUUGAAAACUUAAAGCAAUCAAAUAAAUCAUUAAAAUCAGAUAUAAAGCAAUUAAGAAGCGAACUUGAUCGCGUUCAAGCGGAUUCUCACCAAAAAACAGAUCAAAUUUCUAAAUAUCAUGAGCAAAAUAAGAAACUUACAGCAAGGGCAGAAUCUAUCGUUAAUAAACGAUACAAGCCAAAGAGUCAAACAGUUAAGAUUCCUUGA
This is a messenger RNA of Trichomonas vaginalis G3, 609 nucleotides long. RefSeq lists its product as uncharacterized. Lineage: Eukaryota; Parabasalia; Trichomonadida; Trichomonadidae. The record is from RefSeq and is a predicted model, not a curated record. The transcript has a single exon. The coding region runs from base 1 to 609 and encodes 202 amino acids.